AUGAGCAAUCUAGAUUCAGCUGAAAAUGAUCAGGUAUCUAUUAUCAAGUCUCAUAAGUUGUCUUCCAAACUCAAAUGGAAAGUCGAUCUUAUGGUUAUGCCAUUCUUUAUGGCAAUCUACUUUUUGCAAUUUUUGGAUAAGACCCUAAUUAACUAUGCUGCAAUCAUGGGUCUCAAGAAAAACUUGAAGGGAAAUGAAUUCUCGAACCUUGGUACGAUUUUCUACGUCUCUUAUUUGGCUACUGAGCCACUUGCUGCAUACCUAAUUCAAAAGGUGCAUGUCGGAAAGUUUCUGGGUCUCAAUAUUUGCUGUUGGGGAGUAGUGGUGGCGUGCCAUGCAGUCACAAAGACAUAUGCCAGCUUGAUGGUGAUUAGAGUGCUAUUGGGUAUUUUUGAAGCUUCUGUUCCUGCUUGUCUUGUCAUUAUUGGAGGCAAAUGGUGGACAAAACCUGAGCAAUCUCGGAGAACCUUUUUCUGGUACAUGCAAGUUGGUUUGGCUACAAUUGUGGGAUCUUUAAUGUCGUUUGGAUUCCAACAUGUUCAUAAUACCACUAUAGAAAGUUGGCAAAUUAUGUUCAUGUUUAUGGGUAUUCUCACUUUUGUUGUUGGAGUUUUGACAUUUGUCUUUUUGCCUGAAAGUCCAUUAAAAUGCAGAUUCUUGAAUGAUGAAGAAAAGGAGGAAGUUAUGCAACAUAUAAAGGAAAAUAGAACAGGUUUUGAAAACAAAACAUACAAAUUCCACCAAGUUAAAGAAAUGUUGAUGGAAAAAGAAACUUGGAUUAUUUUCUUCAUUAUUGUUUUCUCCUUAACAGACAGUGGUGGAUUGAGUACCUUCUCCUCCCAAAUUAUGAAAACUUUUGGUUUCUCAUCAAAGAUAUCUGCACUUGUUCAACUUCCAUUGGGUUUUGUGGCCAUCAUAUCUACAUUUUUGUGUUGUUAUCUUACAAGUUAUGUUGGAGAACGUUCAAUAGUUAUGGCAUGUGUCACGGUGCCAACUAUCUUAGGUGCUGCACUAUUCAUUGGACUUCCUAACAGCUACAAAGUGGGUAAAUUGUUCGGGGUUUACUUGCUAAACUUCAACAGUGCUAUUAUUGCUCAAGUUUAUUCGUGGAACGCAGCAAACACUGCAGGCUACACAAAAAGAAAUGCAAGAAAUGCAAUGACUUUGAUGGCAUUCUGUAUUGGUAAUUUGAUUGGUCCACAAUUGUUCCAGGCUAAGGAUGCCCCGGAGUAUGUUCCUGCAAAAAUCGUCUUGUUGGUGUUUUUAUCCUUAGCUUGUGUUCUAUCCAUUUGUCUAAGGUUUGUUGUUAGACAUGAAAACAAGCGUCGUGAUAGACUUACAGAAGGAUAUACUGAGGAAGAAAAGAACAAAGAUGUUUUGCUGUUGGACUUAACUGAUCGUGAAAACUUAAACUUCAGAUACGCAUAUUAA
Pichia membranifaciens NRRL Y-2026 is the source of this 1431-nucleotide messenger RNA. RefSeq lists its product as hypothetical. Gene Ontology annotation, molecular function: transmembrane transporter activity. The transcript has a single exon. The coding region runs from base 1 to 1431 and encodes 476 amino acids. Gene Ontology annotation, biological process: transmembrane transport. Gene Ontology annotation, cellular component: membrane. The record is from RefSeq and is a predicted model, not a curated record. NCBI's taxonomy places the organism in Eukaryota, Fungi, Ascomycota, Pichiomycetes, Pichiales, Pichiaceae.